AUGGGCCCUUUCUUGAAACAGCUGGAUCACCCGAAACUGUUUCACGAUCCUGAGCUCGGGUUGGGGCCUAGAGAAUACUGCACAACAAAGACCUCUGGCCUGAAAGUGAAGGACCUGAUCGCAGCUGCCGAGUCCAAAAAGAAGGUCCAGGCCGAGGAGGGUGCAUCGUCCUUCGCAAGCCAUCGGGGCUUUGGCGUGAUUUACCAGGUGGGGCGCUGCGAGCUGCCGCAGUCAAAGGAAGAGCGGCUCGCGGCAGAGGUUUGCGAGUUGCGAAAGAGGCUUGCCACGAUGGAGCUCGAGUUGGAGGAGUUGCGGAGCAGGGAGCGGGAGGCCUCCAUCCCAGAGGAGUUCUUCGACUGUUUCGACUGA
This is a messenger RNA of Symbiodinium natans, 369 nucleotides long. NCBI's taxonomy places the organism in Eukaryota, Dinophyceae, Suessiales, Symbiodiniaceae. The record is from the annotation of a GenBank genome assembly.